GCUCCACUCCUAGGGAGGCCGGGUGAGGGGGCACCCCUCAGCCUUUGGGAGCUCCGCCCUUUCCCCCCACCCCACCCAAUCUCUGCCCGCCGCUUGGUCCCUGGCCUCCCGGCCGGGCUCCCGACUCCUGCCGUGCAAGUCCCAGGGGUGGAGACGGAGCUCGGAGAGGGACCCGACGGCAGGGACUUAGAUGCCGGACGCAGCAGGAAGACACGGGGCGGCAGGCCCGGAGAGGGGCACAGUCAGGGAGCAGGGGACAGCUGAGUCCCAGCAUGGCCAGCCCUGGGGAGCCCACCGGGGCUGGGCCUGAGGAGGAGGAGGAGGAGGAGGAAGGAGACCUGUCCCGGGAGGCUCCCAAUCCCUCAGGCGGGGCUGGGGACACUGAGACCAUGGCAGAUUCCGGGGAAAUGCUGGAGAAGGCCCGUGAGCUCUUCCUACUCUGUGAUAAGGAGGCCAAGGGUUUCAUCACCAAAAUGGACCUCCAGAGGCUGCAAAAUGAGCUCCCGCUGACCCCAGAGCAGCUAGAAUCUGUAUUUGAGAGUCUCGAUCAAGCACACACAGGCUUCUUGACGCCCCGAGAAUUCAGCAUGGGCUUGGGAGCAUUUGUGGGAGUGGACAUGCCUGGGGGGUCCCCCUCCGUGGAGCCUGAGGAGGAGACCUUUGAGUCUGGCUGGCCUGACGACGGUUCAGGGCCCAGAGCGUCCGAGGAGGAAGAAGCUGCGGCAGAGGAAGACCGUUUCUGGGCCGCCAUGGAGCAGCUGGGGGCCGCCCAUAUCCUGGGGGAGCAGUAUAAGGUGCGGGCCCUGUGGGCCCAGCUGCGGCGAGAGCACCCAGAGCUCCUGGGCAGCUUUGAGGAGGUACUGGUACAGGUGUCCUCCUGCCUGGGGGAGGCAGUGCGGGCCAGGGAGAUGGUGGAGCAGGCCCUGUGGAGGAGAGAGAGUGACCACGAGAAGGAAGUUCGGUGUCUAUAUGAGGAAAUGGAGCAGCAGAUCUGCGCCGAACGAGAGCGGCUGCAGAACCAGGACUCCUCCCGUCAAGACCGGGUCAGUCACAUCCUGCAAGAACUGCAGAAUAGGGACCAAGAGCUUGAUCAGGCCAGCCGGCGGCAGAGCGAGCUAGAGCAGCGGCUGCAGCAGCAGACCUCGGAGCAGCUGGAGAUGCAGGUGCGGAACGCCCAGCUCUGGCUGGCCAAUGAGGAGCUCCGGACGCAGCUGGAGCAGAGCCGGGCCCAGCUAGAAGCGGCUCAGGGGCAGCUGCUGCGGCUGCAGGCAGAGACUCAGACCGACAAGGCACAGAAGCGCAGGGAUGUGGUUGUUGUGUCCAGGAACAUGCAGAAGGAGAAGCACAGCCUCCUCCGACAGCUGGAGCUGCUGAGGGACCUGAACAGAAGGCUGCGGGAUGACAGAGAUGCCUUCGAGGCCAAGAAACUGCUCCUGGCCCAGGAAGCCACAGCUCUCCUGGUCCCAAGCCCGACUGCAUUAGGCCUGGGCCUCAACCCACAAGAUGAAGGAUUAAACCCCAACGACACCGUCCCCUUUUCUGUCCUGUCCUGAGUGGAACACAUCGAAGCACCCCCACUCCCAAAUAAACCCACUGACUGCA
This is a messenger RNA of Vombatus ursinus (common wombat), 1602 nucleotides long. It is a transcript of the gene CRACR2B, whose product is annotated as calcium release activated channel regulator 2B. The transcript is spliced from 11 exons. Gene Ontology annotation, molecular function: calcium ion binding. NCBI's taxonomy places the organism in Eukaryota, Metazoa, Chordata, Mammalia, Diprotodontia, Vombatidae. Bases 273 to 1553 code for a protein of 426 amino acids. The record is from RefSeq and is a predicted model, not a curated record.